AUGAUCAAUAAGCGUCGUCCGAAUCCACAAGACAAUAUACUUUAUAUUUUUAAUACCUUGGAAACAUUUAACAUAAUUGGUGAAGCACAUAAACGAAUAGAACAUGGUGGUAGAGAUCGUACAUUAAAAGAACUAAAAUCAAAAUAUUUUAAUAUUACUGAAGAAUGUAAUGAACGAAAAUUGGCGUUAUCGCUGGGGAACAACGACGUGCGUAUAUAUCAAAAAACUGCUGGCAAAUGGAACCUAACAACCACGUGGAGUGAUCAUUUAUCCCGCGUACUAGCUAUUGACUGGGCUCCAACAACAAAUCGAAUUGUUUCUGCCAGUGCUGAUUACAAUGCAUAUGUGUGGACAUGCGAAGAGGGCAAAUGGAAACCACAACUAGUUGAACUACAGCGCACAAGUCGUGCUGUUUGUUGUGCUAAAUGGUCUCCUAAAGAAAAUAAAUUUGCGGUUGGGUCAAGCGAUAAAAAUAUUGCCAUUUGUUAUUAUGAGGAAGAUCAACGUUUUUGGGCAGCUGAGAUGGUUAAAAAAAAGCCCAAGUCAACAGUAACAUGCAUCGAUUGGCAUCCAAACAAUCAACUCGUCGCUGUUGGUAAUUGUGAUUACAGAUGUCGAAUUUAUUCAGCCUAUAUUGACACUGUUGAUUCCAAGCUGGAAACAUCGAGCUGGGGAAAGAUUAGCGGCGCUGGUGAAUUGUUACAUGAGUUUCAGACAGAAUCUGGAUGGAUCCAUGAUGUUGCAUUUUCUCCAUCAGGCGAAAGUUUAGCUUGGGUUUCACACAAUUCAAUCAUAUCAGUAGUCACAGCCAGUAAUACAUCAAGAAUAACCAUGGAGAUGACAAGCUAUUUACCGUUUCGGUGCAUUAUUUUUAUAAGCGAAAAUACUCUUGUCACGGGGGGACAUGAGUUUUCACCAUUGAUUUAUAAGUAUGAUGAACAAAAUGGAACUAUCCAAUACGUUCGGAAAUUAGUUCAAGAAGCAAACACAAAUAGACAGUCGGUCAAACAAAUUGUACCUUAUGAGACAGAGGGAAAUACAAUAUCAAAAAUUAGCUCGGCCGACCUGUUCGGACAAAUUGUUAUAUGGAAAGUUUAG
Didymodactylos carnosus is the source of this 1098-nucleotide messenger RNA. The record is from the annotation of a GenBank genome assembly. NCBI's taxonomy places the organism in Eukaryota, Metazoa, Rotifera, Eurotatoria, Philodinida, Philodinidae.